AACGAGGCAACGACAGUCUGUGUCUAUGCUUAGACCUCGAUAGUUGGGCGCGGCGAGUAGUUCGUGUAAACGUGACCGAAUACGCAAAUCCAAGAUCGACUUAAACGGCGACUGCCCUCGGCCCCCUUUUCAAUUCCCUACAUACAUAAAAGCGUUUGCGCUCUUCCACUGUGACUGGUGUGCGUGCAUCAGCUGUUGACAAAUUAAUGAGCACUGCUUGGCCUUAGUCGACUUUCGGCUUGGCAAUCAAAACGAAUUUUUCUAUUGAAAAUUAGCGAAAUGACUGGAUCAGUACACGAUCCGAAAUGGAGCCUGGAGCGAAGAGAAUCUUCAGGUCAUUUGGUGUGGCGUAAAGAGUCACCAUCAUCGAAGGUACGAUUUCGUUUCGACGUGGAAGUCUUGGAAUUCGAAAAACACCCAAACGAGGAACUGGAUCACAAAGAAGAGCACUUCUCGAUCACAAACCUAUCAUCAACGAUUGCCCUCUGUGCCACAUGUGUAGCCGUUGUUGCUGCAUCUGUAUUCCUGCCCUGGUACCUCAUGGAAAAGGUCGGAUCGUUGUAAAAGCAGUGCGAUGGCAUAAGAAUGUGCAUUGUAUAUCACUUGACGGUAUUAAGUAGGAUUAUGUAUAUAAACGUGCAUAGAUUUAAGUAAUAUUACAAUGUGUAAAUAUGAGUGUAAAUAAUGCGUAAUAGACCUAAAACUAAGGCUUUAAAUGCAAAUUAUAACAGACUGUUUGCAAUAAAAUGAUUUCAUUUCAAUGAA
Molecule: messenger RNA, 765 nt
Organism: Drosophila novamexicana
Lineage: Eukaryota; Metazoa; Arthropoda; Insecta; Diptera; Drosophilidae
Exons: 3
Coding region: 280-564 (94 amino acids)
Source: RefSeq, a predicted model, not a curated record